This is a messenger RNA of Trametes versicolor FP-101664 SS1, 5226 nucleotides long. RefSeq names its product AAA-domain-containing protein. Gene Ontology annotation, biological process: positive regulation of transcription by RNA polymerase II. NCBI's taxonomy places the organism in Eukaryota, Fungi, Basidiomycota, Agaricomycetes, Polyporales, Polyporaceae. The coding region runs from base 518 to 5026 and encodes 1502 amino acids. The transcript has 11 exons. The record is from RefSeq and is a predicted model, not a curated record. Gene Ontology annotation, cellular component: nucleus. Gene Ontology annotation, molecular function: ATP binding; ATP hydrolysis activity; histone binding.
CUCAGCUUCACCUCCGCAGCGAAUGACACCCUAUUUGCAUCGGGACUACAUGUCGCAAAUCCAAUACGAACUUGUUGCAUCUGGCCGGUAUGUCGACCUUCCUGGAAAUCGAUGGACGAAGAGAACGGAAUGAGGAUGAGGGGACGACAUGCAGCACCGGUUUGGGCAGAUAAGCGAGAAAAGACUUGGUGGGAACACGAGGGCAUACCCGGAACGCAGCGUACUGGAGGAGGAGGAGCGGUCGUCCCGGCGCGACGAGAGCUGCAGGCUGAUGGGCAUCGCCACUGAUGCCAAACACGCACAAACAUACCUGGCUGGGCGUUUACCGCUCUUCGAGACAAACGACGACGUUGUUCUGUCCACUCUCGCUCACUGCUCGUCCUCGGUUCUUCUCUCUGCUGUUUGGAAAGGUUAUCAGAAUCCCUAGGGCACUCGGAACUUGCGUACGCGGACACAGAAGGACGACACGAAUGCUGUGGAAGUUGUGACUGCACAACUUCGAGCUCUCUAAUCUUCCAUGAACCCGCCGUACAUACCUCCGGGCAAUCAAUUCGUCUUCCCGCCGCAAUACGAUUACGCCCAGCCCGUCCAGCCGCCCCCUCAACCUCCCCAGGAUCCCUUCCUUCCCCAAGACUACCCUCCUCAGUUUCCCGCAUACUCCCAAGAGCCCCAGUUCAACGGAUACAUCGGCAUAGCUCCUGGUCCGCCACCGUACCCCCAGCCCGAAGGUCUCCCCUCCCCGACUACUCUGCGCAUCAAAUUACCUGCCAUGGCCCCUUCCACUCGCCGCACAUCUCGUCAUCAACCCAGUAGUCCUACUGCGUCCGGCUCCGAAUAUCACGAGAGCGAUAAAUCAAUGGAGGUGGAGGACAACCAGCCUCCAGAAGAAGAGCCUGAAGAGCCUAAGGAAUUUGUGGUGUCCUCCCGUGGUCGACGUAUCACGAAGAAGUCAUACAUGGAAUCCGCCAGCGAGGAGGAUCCUAUAGACGUCAUCUCUCCAAAAGGCAAGGCCAAGCAGGUCGCCGUCCCGGACGCAGAGGACGAGGAAGAUGAAGAACCCACCGGUCGCUACGCUCUUCGUCGGCACAACACUCGCGGCGUCUCAAGCAAACUCAAUGGGUUCAUUGUCAGUGACGAAGAGGACGGUGCAGCGAAAGUGGGCCGGUAUCCGACGCGCAACCGAAGCAAGAAUGCCCCUCCCAGUAAUGGCAAUUCGAAUGGCGGUGGCCGUAUCACGCGGCGGUCAAAUGGCCGGUCUCAGCCUCAAGCGUCCGGUUCUCAGAAGAAGCGGAUGUCGACGCGACGCACGCGCUCUAGUGCUCACGACGACGAAGACGAGGAGGGCUAUGUUGACGAACCAUCCUCCGGCUCCGCAGAUGGCGACGGUUCUGUCGAUGACGCUCCCGCCACGUCUCCAGAGCCCGAGGUCGACGCAGAUGCUGAUGGUGAGGGAGAUGCCGACGGUGACGGGGAAGCCGAAACCGACGGUAAGCCCUACUCGCUGCGACAGAGGACGAAGAUCAACUACGCCAUCCCACCACCGCUCGAGGAGAUGCGGGCUCCACCACCAAAGCCUCGUCCUGGUGCUUCUCGUGGCCACCGCGGUCACGGCAGACCAAAGCCUCCCGGAUGGAGCGCGACGGGUGCGGAACUGAGCAGAUGGAUGGGUGCGGCGGCCGAUGACUCUGAUUCCGACCACGCCACUCGAACUCCCCGAAAGCCGUUCGGCGGCCUCGCUGGCGCCGGCGGCGCGGGUGCCUUCGCUGGUGCCGGAAACGCGGGUGGUUUCUUGCCUAGUGAUCUUGCUGCAGCGGCAGGGACCCCAUCCAACCUAGGCAAGGUUGGAGACGCUGUCCUUGCGGAUGCGGAUCCCCUGGGUGUAAACCAAAACGUUACUUUUGAUGAGGUUGGCGGCCUGGAUGAUCACAUCAACUUGCUGAAGGAAAUGACUCUCCUACCCCUCUUAUAUCCGGAAGUCUUCCAGCGGUUCGACGUUACACCACCCCGUGGUGUUCUCUUCCAUGGCCCUCCUGGGACUGGUAAAACCCUCCUGGCUCGUGCGCUUGCUGCCAGCUGCCGAUCAAAUGGCAAGGGAAUCUCCUUCUUCAUGCGCAAGGGCGCUGACUGUCUUUCGAAAUGGGUUGGCGAAGCUGAACGUCAGCUCCGUCUUCUCUUCGAGGAGGCACGGAACCAGCAACCCAGCAUAAUCUUCUUCGACGAGAUUGACGGUCUUGCACCCGUCCGGUCAUCAAAGCAGGAUCAGAUUCAUGCCUCGAUCGUGUCGACCCUGCUCGCCCUCAUGGACGGUAUGGACGGCCGCGGCCAAGUCAUCGUGAUCGGUGCCACCAAUCGCCCCGACGCGAUCGACCCCGCCCUCCGACGACCUGGACGGUUCGAUCGGGAGUUCUACUUCCCGCUUCCUGGUCUUGAGGCGAGGCAACGCAUCCUCCGCAUCAUGACGCAGAAGUGGGCCGGCUGGGAGGGUGAGAAGGGCGAAGAGCACGUUAAGGGCCUGGCGAAGUUGACGAAGGGUUACGGCGGUGCCGAUCUUAGGGCACUUUGUACGGAGGCAGCCCUGAACGCUGUCCAGCGGCGGUACCCACAGAUCUACAAGUCGAAUGAGCGGCUCACGCUGAAGCCCGAGACGAUCGAGGCGGAGCUUCGAGAUUUCAUGAUCUCCAUCAAGAAGCUUGUGCCCUCAUCGGCCCGCUCAGUGUCAUCGACUGCGUCUCCGCUGCCGACGCAGCUGGUCCCCCUGCUGCAGGAACCGCUGGAGAAGAUCAAAGAGGUCAUCAACAAAGUCCUGCCGGUCAGCAAGAAGCGCACCGCACUUGAAGAAGCGGAAUGGGAGGAUGAGGGGUCGGAGAAUGCUCUCGAGCGCGAGAUCAUGCUGCAAUCGAUGGAGACUCUGCGCAUAUAUCGACCCAGAGUCGUGCUGCACGGUCCCGUGGGCAUGGGUCAAGGCUACGUUGCCGCGGCUGCCCUACAUCAUCUCGAGGGAUACCACAUCCAGAGCUUGGAUCUGGGCUCACUAAUGAGUGACUCAGCGAGGACACCAGAGGCUGCGAUCGUCCAGCUGUUCGUGGAAGCCAAGCGUCAUCAACCUGCUGUGCUCUACAUACCCUCAUUAGUAGGCUGGUGUGCUGCCGUCACGGAGUCCGCUCGAACGACCGUGCGCGCAAUGCUCGAUUCGUUGGCGCCAACCGACCCCGUGCUGCUUCUCGCCGUCGCUGACGGUCCGUUCUCCCAACUUCCCAAGGACGUGCGGCAAUGGUUUGGGCCUACACGGGAGAAUCGCGUCGGAUUGGCGGCCCCACCCGCGUCGCAAAGAGAGGCGUUUUUCGAGGGCCUUUUGAGCGACGUACGGCGCCCUCCAAAUCACUUCCCGGAUGGUAUCAAGCGCAAGAAGCGCGUGCUCGAGGAGCUGCCUGUCGCUCCUCCUCUCGAGCCGCGUCAGCCCUCGGCCGCCGAGCUUGCAGUACAAGAGGAGAGCGAUCAGCGUGUCGUCACGCUGCUUAAGUAUCGCCUUGGGCCUAUCCUCUCCGAGCUCAAGAGGAAGUUCAAGCGGUUUACGAAGCGUGCGAUGGAGGAAUACAACUACGACUUCGAUGCACCGCCUCCACAAGUCGAGAUCGUCUCAUCCACGAUCGAGGUCCACACGGCGCCUAACGGUGUCACCGAGGUCGUGAACGAGACCCGGACGCAACAGGUCAUCGAGCAGCCCAUCGACAACCAGGCCCAACAGCAGCUCGCGUUCCCUCCAUCACCGCCUCUCUUCGAUAUGGACCUCGAGCGUAUGAACGUGGAGCUGUACAAGAGUCGGUACCUCACCCCCGACGACUUCCUGGAUGACAUCCGCAAGAUCGUCCACAAUGCUAACGUCCGGAUCAACGAGGAUCCCGAGCGAUUGUUCAGGGCCCAAGCGAUGCUUACCGCGGCCGAGGUCAGCAUUCAGGACUUCGACCCGCAGUUCCGGAUGGAGUGCCAGCGCAUGGCCGUCCGGGAGCGGCGGCGGCGCGACGACUACCGGCGCGAGAAGGAGAAAGAGAAGGGGAAGGCGGCCGAGCUACCGAACGGCCAGACCUACGCCCCGGGCACGCGUCGUAGUGCGCGUCACAAUGGUCAAGAACCAGAUGUCCAGUACCACGACGACCCAACGCAGAUCGAGCGCAGGGGAAAGCGACAGCGUUCGAAUGAGGCUCCGGCAACGCCGUCGGGAGAUGAAGCCGGCGAGCGUGCGGCGAAGAAGUCGCGCACAGACGGCGAGGAGGGCGAGGAGCCUCGCAGCGCUACGGCCGGUCCCCAUUCUCCCACCAGCAAUGGCCGCUCGAUGAGCGUGCGAUUCGCGGACGAGGUCGAGCAACCCAGCAUGUUACCUCAGAUUGAGGGCCUGGCUGCAAUAGAGGAGGAACCUUCUGCGGAUCAGUCAAACGAGCCGCGCAGAGCCGGAUUCGAUCCUGCCCUCUUGAACCCGUUGCCGUCACCCACAGACCUGCGGGCUAAUGGCCCCAUCGACCCUCCCGACAACCCCUUCACCCCGUCCCGGGCGAGAGCCUCCGAGCAACCCGGCUCGCGUCACGGAUCUGCGCCUCCUAUCAAUGGUCUGCCUACGAAUGCGGGCGUCAUCUUCGACCACGACCAGGCCAUGGAGACCUCGCAGGCGGCAGAGGCGCUCAUGGCUAUGAGCGAAGCGCCAGAGCUACCUCGAGUUGAACCGUCUGAGCUGCAGCCCAUGGAGGUGGAGGUGGCGGAGGGGGUGGAAAUGGUGGUGGAGCGCAGCCCUACGCCGCUUCCUGAUUUCCAUCUGGACGAGGACCUCCUGGACGACCUCAAGUCGUACCUCCGCGAUGCCACGAGCGCGCUCAACGUCGAGCAGCUCGAGCAGCUCCGCGCGACGUGUCUCGGCCUCGUCUGGCGACACCGUUCGGACUGGGAUCGGACUAGCCUGCUGCACGAGCUGAAGAGCACCGCGCGCGAGUUUGUCGAGGAGGUUUCGUUGGACGAGAUGGACGCGAGUUCCCCGUGAGUUUGUUCGGAGUGCGAUUUUCGACAUGUGGGGUUCCGGCGGGACGUUUGUAGAUUAUCAGCUUGUUAUAGUAGCGGUGUUCGUGUAUUGCCAGUGUCUUUAUAUAUCUCUAUUGCUUUUACGGUACCUGAUGAAUCCCUACUUCGCAUCCUCGCGUCCUUUAGCUAGCAGAAGUUGGGGUCAUUCCGCGUAUGUUUUCG